AUGUCACUCUCCGAGUCUAAAUUGGACGAUCUACGCGCACUGGCUAUGGCAUUUCGUGGUGCGACCUUGUCAAUCCUUAAAGACGAUGAGAGUAGAGGUUUCGCUUCUACUGAACAAGUCUUGUCAGCCGAUGACAUGAACGCCCACAAAGCUGUCCUGCUUCAAAUUGAGACGGGCUUCCUGCCGCAAGUGCGACAGCAAUUGGCCGAUUUGCUGAUAUCACUGAACAUUGACGCCGGCGAGCCUGACUCCAGGGGCUGCUCGCAGAUCCUAAAUAACCUUGUGAACAACAUCAUUCUGCUUAGCAUGGCCAUCCAAUCCCUCGCACCGUUGGAUCCAUUGUAUCAGGCUAGCCGCAUAGAUUGUAGUUACGGCGUUUUGAAGAAAUUCAGAAUCGCUUACCUAGGGAGACAGCACCAACGCUUCAAAUCUGACGAGCUCAUCAUGUUGCUUCGCGCUUAUGAAAAGUGUUGCCUCGAGGAAUGUUUGCCUCGGCCUCACCACAAAGAUGAAAUAGUGGACAAGACUGAGGAAUGCUUUCAUAUCAUCGACGGCAUGAUGAGAUACUCUAAACGAUCGGACCACGACAUCAUUCAAGAAGGUUGGCAGCUCAAUUUAAAACGCUUCGACUACUUUCUGCAAGAACAGGCCGAGCGUAUCAAUCAAAAGGAUAGGCCUAUACAACCACAACUACUCAGUCUUCGCCAAGCGACCAUUCCUAUCAUAAAGUUAGUCAGGAUAUUCUACAGGAGAAUAACGAGCACUCCAGCAAGCAAACCACGCAUCACAUUUGGUGCUCAAAUGAGCUCCUGGCAAAUUUUAUCGUUACACUCUCAAGUGAACCGGCUUUAUAAAUCUCUUGUGUAUGUGAAUUCCUUGAUAGAAGAAUUGGAGGAGCACGGACAAACAGUAGACGGCGUCGGAAAACUUAGGAGGUGGAUCAAUACACCUGCUGAGUAUUUAUUUUCCUCUUCAGCUUUCAUAGCCAGUUACUACGAGCCUUCAGCGUCCGGGCUUGAUAGCCAUCCACCCGAAAAUCUAUUCAAAACUUUAUUUUCAGAUUUACUUACACAGUUUAGUGAGGCUAGCGAACAGCUCCAAACACUAGCAAGCAAACUAGAGCCCUCGACUUAUACCACGCAAUUCGGCACCUUUCUACUCCCUUAG
Puccinia graminis f. sp. tritici CRL 75-36-700-3 is the source of this 1167-nucleotide messenger RNA. RefSeq lists its product as uncharacterized. Lineage: Eukaryota; Fungi; Basidiomycota; Pucciniomycetes; Pucciniales; Pucciniaceae. The transcript is spliced from 2 exons. Bases 1 to 1167 code for a protein of 388 amino acids. The record is from RefSeq and is a predicted model, not a curated record.